This is a messenger RNA of Jaculus jaculus (lesser Egyptian jerboa), 2770 nucleotides long. RefSeq names its product outer mitochondrial membrane lipid metabolism regulator OPA3. Lineage: Eukaryota; Metazoa; Chordata; Mammalia; Rodentia; Dipodidae. The coding region runs from base 141 to 689 and encodes 182 amino acids. Gene Ontology annotation, biological process: regulation of lipid metabolic process. The transcript is spliced from 2 exons. The record is from RefSeq and is a predicted model, not a curated record. Gene Ontology annotation, cellular component: mitochondrion.
CCAGUCGGAGCGUCUCCGUACGUGCUGUGCGUCGCGUGCGUGCGUACGCACGGCCUGUGAGCGGGCGGGGGAGGAGUGGCGCGGUGGGAGGAGGCCCCGCCCGGUCAGCGAGGUCGCGCGUGCCCAGUGAGGCCGCCAAGAUGGUGGUGGGCGCGUUCCCCAUGGCGAAGCUGCUCUACCUGGGCAUCCGGCAGGUCAGCAAGCCGCUGGCCAACCGCAUCAAGGACGCCGCCCGCCGCAGCGAAUUCUUCAAGACCUACAUCUGCCUCCCGCCGGCUCAGCUGUACCACUGGGUGGAGAUGCGGACCAAGAUGCGCAUCAUGGGCUUCCGGGGCACGACUAUCAAACCGCUGAACGAGGAGGCGGCCGCCGACCUGGGCGCCGAGCUGCUGGGCGAGGCCACCAUCUUCGUGGUGGGCGGAGGCUGCCUGGUGCUGGAGUACAUGCGCCAGCAGUCGCAGCAGCGCCACAAGGAGGAGGAGCAGCGCGCCGCCUGGACCGCGCUGCUGGACGAGGUGGGCCGCCUGGCGCUCACCCUGGAGGCGCUGCAGGCGCAGGUGCAGGCGGUGCCCACGCCGGGCGCCCUGGAGGAGGUGCGCGCCGAGCUGCAGGAGGUGCGCGCCCAGCUCCGCGCCCGGGACCCGCCGCCCAAGUGCCAGGCGGCCCCUGUGGUGUCUCCGUCCAAGUAGGAGACUGCUGAGACCUGAACUUCGGUGUGGUCACGUGCGUGGCUCUCUCCCCACACCGGGCUCAAGCGGACGCCACCGGGAUCGUAAUGCAACCGUGGCAUUCAGUCACCCCAACUGACAAAUCCGAGGGGCUUCCCCUUGGAGGCACCUCUGGCAGCAGAGAUGGGAGAGAGCCCCUCCGACCUCUGACUCACUGGCGCCAUCCGCAGGGCCAGGCCCCCACCCACGCCAUCAUCGCCACCAAAAGUGGUGGCGCACGCCUUUAAUCCUAGCCCUCAGGAGGCAGAGAUAGGAGGAUCGCUGUGAGUUCGAGGCCAGCCUGAGACUACAUAGUGAAUUCCAGGUCAGCCUGGGCUAGAGCGAGACCCUACCUCAAAAAGCAAAAAAAAAAAAAAAAAGUGGAAAUGGCUGCUUUGAGCCAAAUGACCUUUGUCACGAUGGGACUCAGGGGCUGUAAGAAAGCCCUGCUCAGUUGUGGCUCACCUCAUGAGCUGCAGCUGGCUUCUGCAGAAAAGGGUCAUUGCAUCCUCCUUUUCUUCCGCCUACUUCCUCUGCGCCCCUAGGGCUAGAUUCCUGCCCGGCUCUCAGUCCUCUUCCUUCCUUGAUGGAGAGCUCAAUCGAGUGCAGCGUAGUCCAAGCUGUCUUUCAGAUCCAGCCUGUUGAUCUGUCCUGAGUCUCUGGGCUUUGUGCCCCGUGGCACGUUCUUCUGCCUUCCCCACAGCCUUCUCCAGGGGCCCUAGAUGAGUCAGUGCACCCUGGUGGACCCUCCCAUCCCUGGAGCCCUGGUUCUCCCCACCUCCAGUUAGCUGGGCGAGGCCACCAGUCCCAUGCCCUUGGCUUCUCCUCACCCACCCCCCACCAUGACACAGUACUAUGUGAUGACAGUGAACCGGACCGGUUCUCACACGGUCCCAGAAUGCUGAGCUGAACUCGGGGUGAGCUCAUUGCAAGACCCUUGAUCCCAUCUCCAAGAAGACCCCUUUUCUGAAUGGAGACACGUUGGCAGGUCCCAAGGCUAGCACAUGGUCAUAUCUUUUGGGAGGAUCACUGUCGGGCUCAUGUCCUUCGCCACCCCAAGGCCCCUACUAACUCCUGGACCAUUCAGCGACUUCCUCGUGGGCUCCUCCUUCAGAAUUGGGUUAACCACCGCCUCUCCGGGAGGGCUGUGGAUGGGGUGGCCAGGUUCUUGGCGGAAGGAACCCCUGGGUGAGGCAUCUUCAGAGAGUGUGAGACCCUAAUGUGGUUCUGCAAAGCCAGGCAUAGUAACGACCUGCGUCCCGGCACUCGGGAGGCUGAUGCAGGGUCGUCACCGCGGGCUUGAUUGAGAUCAGCUGGGCUAUAUGCUGAGCUCUAGAGUCAGACCUUCUCAGAGGUGGGGGCACCAGAGGGGUGAAAAUCCUGAGCGCUUUCCCACAUUGGGAACCGAAAGCAGGGAGAGCAGAGGGCCAGGCUGCCCAGUAGUGAAGGCCCCACUGCAGGGCUGGCCACAGGAAAGUACUAUUGGGCAGAGGGUGCCAUCUUUGCCUGGAACCUGAUUUCUGGGACAGCAUCUCAGUUCCUUGUAGGAGAGGGGAGAAAAUGAGAUGGGUCAUGGGGUGAGGGGUGUCUUUUAAAUUGUAAAUGGCUGAAGUGGGUGGACCACGGAGGGAUGAGCCCGGAGAGGCAGGCUGUGUGGCCCUGCCCAGAACACGGUUCUCAGGUCCGGCCGGCGCUGUUCUUGGGGCUCCGUGUAAUCCCCACCACGAGGGUUUUCUCCACUUGAUGGGGGAGGAAGCUGCUUCAGGACGCCCCAGCAGGGAAAGGUGGGGUUUCAUGAAGCCAGGCAGUCUGGACCUGUGCCCCAGCUCCUGAGCCUGCACACACAUCCUGCACCUGUAGGAGGCUUCAGGCAGCCCUGGUGUGUCCCCACAAAUGGCCAGUCCUUGUGGGCAGUGAAAGAGGAAGGGGGUGUGGGGCUGGGGUGUGGAGGUGCACAGAACUCCUCAGGGGCCGGGAAACUGAUGCCACUCUGGCCUCCUGCUGCCUACCAUCUUGUAUAUUCUGCCAUGUGGGGAGAGGGUGAGAAUAAAUUUAUAAAUGAA